Loa loa (African eye worm) is the source of this 3681-nucleotide messenger RNA. RefSeq names its product doublecortin family protein. The coding region runs from base 88 to 3681 and encodes 1197 amino acids. Gene Ontology annotation, biological process: intracellular signal transduction. The transcript has 24 exons. Gene Ontology annotation, molecular function: protein binding. Lineage: Eukaryota; Metazoa; Nematoda; Chromadorea; Rhabditida; Onchocercidae. The record is from RefSeq and is a predicted model, not a curated record.
UCAGAACAUUCAGACAAAUAUGCGUGCAGUGCUCCAUAAAUCUAUAAUAAUUAUUUUAAUUAUUUCAAAUUAGCAAGGAGAAAGAAAAUGAGCAAUCUAGACAACGGGGAUACUACAUUACUUUGGUCUUCAUCGCGUUCCACGCUUGAUCAUGAUUCGACUCCAGAUAUUGCUAAUCUUCAUACGGCGCCUGCGCCACCUAAUGUACCCAGUUUGGUGAAUAGACAGAUUCAUAAUUAUCGUAGUUCAAAUCGAUCCUUCACUCGACCAUACUCCGCCAAAACAGUAUUCUUCUACAAGGAAGGCGACGUUUAUUUUGCAGGACUUCGCGUACCAGUAUCAAAGGCUCGAUACCGCACUAUUGAAUCAUUGUUGGAUGACUUAAAUAGCAAUAUUUCGAUGCCAUUUGGCGUUCGUCAUUUAACGACACCGCGUGGAAAAACAAUUAUCAAAAAUAUUGAUCAGCUACAACAUCAUGGACGGUACAUAGCAUCCUCUGUCAAAACUCCACGACCGUUGAACAUAUCGAUGGUCGAGAAAAUACAACGAAUUCGCCAUGCUAAUCGGACACACGCGCCUCAGUACUAUCGCAAUAAUUGGUUUAGCUAUCGUAAACAAAACAAAAAUAGGUGUGCGAAAAUACCACUGAAAUUAUCUUUUGAUCCAGUAACCUCCAAGCAGUUAUUUUUUGUAUUGAAUGGAAAACCUUCGCGAAUUUAUCGAGCGCUAUUGAAUCCUUUUCGCCAACGGACCAUCGAAUCACUGUUGGAAGAAAUUUCGGAAGGUUUGCAGAUGGCAAUUUUCAAGCUGUAUACUUAUUCUGGCAAGAGGAUAAUAAGUAUGGAUGAAAUUUUUUCACUAAGUGAAACUCGGCUGCUUGCUGUACCAAGGAAUGAACGACCUAUGUUUCGGGAAAACAUAUUUCCAAUAGGUGUAUCACAAUUACCGCCGAUUUCAAGGAUGGCGCCACCAAGCCUUCUGAGAGAGUCUACUACCGCAAAGCAAGUAAUCCAAUCCAUCUACCGAGAGAACUCAAUUGAGCGACCUCAACGAGUGCUUAGCAACAGCAAGAUGAUGUCCUUAACUUCGAUGUCUCGGUUGAAUAGACGAGAGAACAACAAGUCAAAGAAUGUUCCAUUAACAAAUAAAAUGAAAAAAUUCUCCCUGGAAGCUUCACAACAUCUUCCAGCUUUACCAAUCUUACAAAGGUCACCGGAAGUUUGCGAAAAAGCGACAGUGCUUCAGAAUGUCGAAGGUUGUUGUGACGAGGUUAACGAAUUUACAGCAAGUGAUAUUAGAACGGAAGAGUCAUGUGGAAGUAAACUAACAGAACCAGAUAAUGAAGCGGUUCAGGAAGCGGAAGAUGUGAAACGGGACGAAAGAAAUGCAGAAGAAAAUAAAGCAAGUAGGACAAGAAAUGGAAAAGAAGAAACGGAGAAAGAAGAGUUGAUACAAAAUAAUGAGGAAAUUGAAGAAAUUGAAACAAUGGAAGAAGGAGAGGCAAGCACCACGAUAACUGAACAGUUUGAUCCGGCAGAGAAAGAAGUUCCGGAACUGAUGCUUUCAAUAUCUAAUGAUCGGACAUCUGAUAACAAUGAAACAACAACUACAUCUGUUCCUAAAGCUGAUUUUUCGCUUAGUGCUAAAGAAAACGGUAUGACUUAUACUGUAUCGGUAAUUACUGGAAAUCGUUGGGCGGCUGAUACAGAUCUCGAUUUGUUCAUUAUUUUAUAUGGCGACUUAAAUAAAAGCGAGAAACAUCUACUACGACAAGAUACACAUGAACCAAAAUUUCAACAGAAUAGAAUGGAUUCCUUUCAUAUUGAAACGACGAAACUUGGCUUGCUUCAAAAAAUUGUUGUCGGACAUGAUCAUAUUGGUUACGGAGUCGGGAUAUACAUUGAACGUAUUCUGGUCACUGAAAAUAUUGCUGAUGGACGGCAAUAUCUUUUCCAGUGCGCCAAAUGGUUGGACAGUGGUCAAGUGGAUGGAAAAAUUGAACGGACACUGAAGACAACUGCUUUUUGCUACCUUACCACUAUCUUAUACGAUUCUAGAUCUACAAGUGGUCGUUGGGAACUUAUCUUGCAUUCUGGCAAAGAUGAUGGUAGUGGUGCAACUACAUCAAAUCUGAACAUUGUUGGUUACGGUAGCCAAGGUUGUUCGAUGACAACAAAAAUUUAUGACAAUCGCAUGGCGAAGGUGCCAUCAGCAUCACUUGUGCAAGUGGAUUUCGGUGAAAUUGGUGAUCUGCUAAAGGUGAGAAUUGAAAUCGAUGGGAAUGGUGAAAUGCCGAAUUACUACUUGAAUUAUGUUGAGCUCAGAGAUCUGGAUACCGAAGAACGCAUGGUAUCAUAUGUAAGGAAAUGGUUGAAGAUAGGCUGUGAUGAGAAGAAUGCGCAGCCAUUCCGAGAAUUUCCAGUUUUCCGAGCAGCUUUUGAACCUUUGAAAGUACUGUCUUACGAAGGAAAAAUUAAGCUAAGUUCACGGAAACAGCGAUUUCUAGAAAAACCUGUAGUAUAUGUGAGGAUAUUUGGUGAAAUUGGUGAAACAGGUCGUUUCCCUGUUGAUUUCAGAUGUGCUUCGGAUUUGAAGCGGGAAAUUUCAUUCAAAUCUGAAGCUGUUUCGGUUGGACGUAUACAAAGUACGCGAUUAUAUGUCAAAAUGAAUGACAUUGGUAAUGAAAUAUAUGAGAGUAUUCAAAUAUUACAAGAUAUCUACGAUCGACAACAUGUUACGAACAUCGCAGUGGCAAAUGAUUGGGUCGCUGAGAAAGUAACCAUUCGUGAAUCACAUCAUGCACCGUACCGCUAUGUAAUGGGAGUAAACCGCGUGAAGGCUCUAGAAGAGGAGAAGGAAAAAGCCAAGGAGGAGACGUAUGACGAUAUGGGAGAUGUUUUUAUGGAACUUCUACUUUCUGAAAUGGAAGGCCUUUCGACCAAAAUCAAUAAGAAAAAAGUUUUGUCAAGAAAGCAAUCUCGAUGGAUUCUAUCAAUGACAAUUAGCAAAGGCAGUACUCUUGUCCCGAAAGUAACACUUUGUACAGAAAAUACAAGUACAGAGAUGACUAUCGUUGCUACUACUCCAACCGAUAUGAUUAUUACUUUUCAGCAGAAAGCAGCAGACAUAUCAAUGAUAAUCAAAGUGAGAGUUGGCAUCGAUGAUUCACAACGUCUCAACUAUAUUGCACCAGAUAAUGUAAAACUUAACGAUGAAAAUAUCAUCGAAAUACAGAAGAUGAAGCUUUACGACUCUGAAAAUGGUGAUGAACUUCGAUUUCCUGCUUUAAAUACGAUCCUUGCGUCAGAAUCGGUUUAUGAAUUCCCGGCUAUCUGGCCAGAUAUCCCACCUAUUUCAAACGUCGUUUAUAUAAUAACUGUAAAUUCUGGCGAAUCAAGUGCAGAUUUUGAUGUUUAUCUGACAUUAAGCGGAACAAGAGGCGACACAGGUUUGCGAAAGCUGAUCAACGAUGACACUGACCCGUUUCACGAGAAGAAAAUGAGUACAUUUGAAGUGGAUGCUGUUUCUAUAGGCGAACCUCUGACCACUGCAAUUACAAUAAGGAAUGGAAAGGAUGUUCACGGAGGAAUUAAAGUGCCAACAAGUAAAUGCUUCUCGAUUGACAGACGCUUUAUGAAAAAGACACAUACGCGUAAUUCUGCUCAGCAAAAUGUCGCAUAG